AUGCUGGUGUGGUUCCAAAACCGACGGGCAAAAUGGCGCAAGCGGGAAAAGGCUUUAGGCAGGGACCACGCUCCCUUCAUGCACCAUGACCAUGUGGUCGGCGAGUGGGGAGGCGGUGGCCCCCCCGGGGGGGAGUGGUGGGCCCUGGGCCUGGGGGCAGGGCUGGGGGCUCUCGGGGUCCCCGCGCCCUUGUGGCAUGAGGCUGAGCCGGCUGCUGCUUUCAGAGCGUUACUGCAUAGGUACGUCCUAGCCCUCCCCCCUCCAGCGCUGCGCCCCCCAGAACCAGAACCAGCGGCCUCCCCCCCUUCCCCUCCGUCACCAUCGUCGUCACUAGCGCGUCUCGCCAGCGCCGAGGCGCUACGGCUGCGCGCUCACGACGCGCUACUCCAAGACCGGGUCACGCUACACAGUAACAGCAAGGUGCACACGUAAUAUGGACUUUAGUCGGAUAAAUAUAGAUCAUAGAAUCGUGCUACUCUAAGAUCGAGUCGCGCUAGUCUAAGACC
Ostrinia furnacalis (Asian corn borer) is the source of this 506-nucleotide messenger RNA. Its product is annotated as aristaless-related homeobox protein-like. NCBI's taxonomy places the organism in Eukaryota, Metazoa, Arthropoda, Insecta, Lepidoptera, Crambidae. Gene Ontology annotation, molecular function: DNA binding. The transcript is spliced from 4 exons. The record is from RefSeq and is a predicted model, not a curated record. Bases 1 to 432 code for a protein of 143 amino acids.